AUGGAGCAAAUGGAGACUGAGCGUGAAAGAGCAACUCCUGACGAGGAAACCAUAGAAAGUAAUUUAGAGAUGUUUUUGAAAAAAUGGGAGUCCCAGUUACCUGUUGCGACAAUGGAAUCUAUCAAAAACUUGAGAAAACAUAUCCGAAAAGGAUGUUGUUCAGCAAUUCCCGCCGGAGCUGGUACACAGAGAAACGAACGACUACAUAAAUCACUCAAGCGAUCUCUUCUGGGUGGUGCAUCAACUGUUUCACCAGAGUUAGCUGUUGCAGUAUUUUCGAUCGUUCUUUACGUCUGGAGCUAUAAAGGGAAGCCAGGGGUAACGAAACACAUGUCAAAUGCUCGCGUGAUACCUUUAGCGCCAAUAGAGCUCUACGGCAAAAAUAUAAAUAACUCAAAGGAGAUUAUGCGGGCAUUCCACUGUAACACAUCAGAAACUGAACUUUCUUCUACUAUGGACCGACAAAGAAAUUUGCCUCUUAAUUACAAAAACUCUACGAUGGUCCAUGUACAGGCUAGCGAAGUAGUUGAAAUUUCGGAAUUAAAAAAUGAUUCAGUGCUGUCUCUCGUGAUCAGUCGCGCCAUACAUUUGAAAGAGGUUUUCUCGUCUAUCGAAAGCAUGUGUAUAACUCCAGACUUCAACAUCUACGAAUUUCCAUUUACCAACAAAAAGAGUCUGAUCUAUGUCAUUGUAAAGGAAAAUGACAAUAUAUAUGAUGAAUACGGAUUAGAAAGUGACAUGAACAUGGAAUGCCUCCAGAGAAAUUUGGCGUCCUUUGGUCUCGAAUUAGAGUCGGUACCAGGAAAUGGUGACUGCUGCUUCAUUAGCAUCGUUAAGGAGGCAAACAAGUUAAUGCUCAGCAACGAUGAAAAUAAUGCUGAAUUUCGGCGACAUUUAGAUCGCAUUGGCUUUCAAGGAUCUUUGAAUGAAGAUACAAAGUUGUUAAGGUCCUUAUUUUGCCAGGAAAUAGAAGAAAAUAUUGAACAAUACAGGAACUUUGUGGAUUUCGAUAUAAAUGAGGAGUUAUCGAAGUUCUCCGUAUCAGGAUGGUUCAACAGUUCCCUUGGAGAUCUUUGCGUUCUGGCGUGUAGUAACCUUUUGCAGACCUCCAUAGUCUUGAUAACAUCUAUUCCGGGCACCCCAUUUAUACCAUUUGUUCCGUCAACAAUUUGCAACAAAAUGGCCAUCUUCAUAGCAUACAACCAUUCUGGGCCUGGACACUACGAUGCUACUCGAGGUGAGGAACAUUAGGGCCAUUUAUACGAGGAAAAAUAAGACGCGUCUUACAUAAGACGCGAACUUUCCGUAUAAACGGCACAUUUCGUCUAAAAUAAGACGCGGCUUAGCUAAGACGCGUCUUAUUNUGGGCCUGGACACUACGAUGCUACUCGAGGUGAGGAACAUUAGGGCCAUUUAUACGAGGAAAAAUAAGACGCGUCUUACAUAAGACGCGAACUUUCCGUAUAAACGGCACAUUUCGUCUAAAAUAAGACGCGGCUUAGCUAAGACGCGUCUUAUUAGAUAAGACAUGCUCGUAUAAAUGGUACAGUUCGCGUCUUAUUUAAGAAGCGUCUUAUUUUUCCUCGUAUAAAUGGCCCUAUUGUGUUUAUCGCUGUAAUGAUAUAGGUUUCUUGAGUGGUAUAAAAUUUACUGAAGAGAUCAUGCGCAAAAAAUGAGAUGAACUACAGUGGAGCCCCGCCUUAUCGCCACCGCGGUCGAUACGGUCACCUCGUUAUUAAGAUCACUUUUUUUGGCCGCCCGGUAAAAACGACUAUUCAUUUUCUUGCAAAGAAAGCCUCGCUAAUACGGUCACCUAGUCAGUACGGCCACUUUUUUGGUCUAUUGGUAUCAACGGAAUUUUUUCGAAAUUUUCUCUGGUCAUCGUGAUAUUGUUGUUUUAAGGAAUAGAGAUACAGACACAGAGGGUGCGGUGAAGGUUCUACAUGGUUUGCAAUCUUCUUUCUUUUGAAUAGAAAAAUUCAAAUUCCUGUAAGCGUCUCACAAUGAGCUCGGGGCAACCCUGACGGCUCCUUGUUUUCCCACACAAAUGACAGUGUGGUAAACGCGUGCACAUCACUUAGUAUUGAGAAAAUUUCGUCUUCAUUCAAGAAAGCACAUAUAGACAAAGUGUAGUACAGUACCCAAAACACCACAUGUUAACUACUGUGAAACUUCGCGGCUGUCUUCAGAAGUACAAUAUAACCGCGAUUAUUAUGUCAACUGUACUACUUAUACCAUUUGUAUACUAAUUGCAUCAUGAUCGGCUAGAGCAGUGAAGAGUUCGCAACUGACACAUGCCCGAUAGCUGGUAUAGAUAAAGAAAAAAAAUAAGGUUCAACAAAAAGAGAGAAAUAGAUGAGUAAAACGUAAAAUAAAAAGCACGUGGUCAGACACGUUAUGACAGCUAAUAUGUCACCUGAAUGAAGGUUUAAUGGAUGUAGCUCACAAAUAUAAAUUUAACCUACAUGUUUGUCUCUUGAAUGUAUGUCCCAAAUAAAUAUGUUUUCAUAUAUUUUUUUAUUAUCAGAGAUGGGGAGCCAAAUCGUGUCAAACAGCCAGAACAAAAGGAAAGGUUGUUGCUGUGGGUUAAUGUCUAAGUCUCGAGGGCUGACAGAUAUUGCAUCCUGCAUGGAAUCUGAAAAAUCAAGGUGCUCCUGCUUAAGGAAUCAGCAAACUUGCACUCGUCUCUGUAGAUGUAUAAAUUGCAAUAAUCAAGGAUUACAGAAAAAGGGAGCAGUCAGCAAGCCUAAAGGUUGUACCUGCGGAUCAUUGAACAAGGAGAAAGCAAGGCGCGUUUCCUGCCAAGAUCACGUUAAGAGAAAGUCGAGAUGUCCUUGUUUACGCGUUGGAGUAAAAUGCGAUAGCGUCUGUAGGUGCACAAACUGUGGAAAUGGCAAGGACUGCCCCGACAAACGUUGCUCCAACACCACACCAUCCAAGCGAAAAAGGACAAAUCCACAAACAUACAAACGAAUGAGAGGGGCUGAUUACUUAGCAAAACAGGGAUUCACUGUAUCUAGUGGUCCUUGGACAAAGCUAGAGAGCAUCUUCCUUUCUGUGGUAACAGAGGUAAUCGACGGUUCUGGCGUUGUCCUGAACUCUAAAAACAUCGCAGAAUUGUAUAAUUUUGUUGUAUCUUCUAAUAAAGUAAAGGAGAUUGGCAUGGCU
Messenger RNA from Porites evermanni, 3168 nucleotides. The record is from the annotation of a GenBank genome assembly. Lineage: Eukaryota; Metazoa; Cnidaria; Anthozoa; Scleractinia; Poritidae.